Molecule: messenger RNA, 379 nt
Organism: Dibothriocephalus latus
Lineage: Eukaryota; Metazoa; Platyhelminthes; Cestoda; Diphyllobothriidea; Diphyllobothriidae
Source: the annotation of a GenBank genome assembly
GCCGGUCCUGGGGUACUUUUUUCUUGAGAACUUCCCCAGUCCAGCUGAGUGGCACGCUGCAAAAGCGAGGUACACUACCUCCCUGGCUGUCUCCUCCAUGCUUGGUUUUCUGGUUGGCCUGGGUGACCGGCACCCACACAAUCUGCUGCUGCAUCCCGCCACCGGAGAGGUCGUGCAUAUUGACCUGGGCAUCGCUUUUGACCAGGGUCGUCUUCUGCCAACUCCAGAAGUGGUGCCUUUCCGCCUGACCCGGGAUCUUGUGCAUGCUCUCGGUCCCCUUGGCCCCGAGGCCGGAUUCACCGUCGCUGCCGAAUCGGCUCUGUUGGCCUUUGCCUCCGGUGCAGAUGUCAUCAUCACUCUCCUCGAGGUACGAGACUGA